This is a messenger RNA of Tripterygium wilfordii, 3449 nucleotides long. Its product is annotated as katanin p80 WD40 repeat-containing subunit B1 homolog KTN80.4-like. NCBI's taxonomy places the organism in Eukaryota, Viridiplantae, Streptophyta, Magnoliopsida, Celastrales, Celastraceae. Bases 531 to 2909 code for a protein of 792 amino acids. Gene Ontology annotation, biological process: microtubule severing; microtubule depolymerization. Gene Ontology annotation, cellular component: katanin complex. Gene Ontology annotation, molecular function: microtubule binding. The transcript has 19 exons. The record is from RefSeq and is a predicted model, not a curated record.
AUUAGGUACUCUACCCUUUCCCUUUGUGAGAGAGCCCAAGUUACUUUCAAAUUCACUACUUCCCUUCUAUUUCUACAAGUAAAGUAAAUUCCCACCUCUGCAAAUUCAUUUGAAUCAUCACCGCCAUCACCAUCGUCACCGUCAAUAGAUACAUACACAAGCAUGUCGUGACGUCCCUGUACCCAUUAUAAUUAACACGCAACCAAAAUCUACCCUCUCUCUUUCUGCCCGCUUCGGCAAACUCAGCUAACAACUCUCCCUGUAUGCUUAUACGAUACUGCGACUGUAUACUUUCUCUCUUUACUUCUUUUUUUAUAUUGUUGAGUUUGGACUUCGGAGAAGGAAUGCUCGCGAGGGAGUAGUGGAAGAGACAGAGGAAUUAGAGGAGCCACUCGCAUUAGUGGUUUUUGGUGUAAUGCGGCGGCAAAGAUCUAGACGAUUGUCCGAUUUGAUUUGAAUGUCUGCAGAACUUCGGCGUUCAACAGAUUUGUUGCUGCUGUUAGGGUUGUUUCUGUUAUUACAUUUAUGCCAUGACUACCAAACGUGCUUAUAAGCUACAGGAAUUUGUGGCUCACUCUGCCAGUGUAAAUUGCCUCAAAAUUGGAAGGAAGUCCUCCAGGGUACUGGUCACUGGAGGAGAAGAUCACAAGGUCAAUCUCUGGGCAAUUGGCAAACCCAAUGCCAUUUUGAGUCUGUCGGGACAUACAAGUGGAAUUGAUUCUGUGUGCUUUGAUUCAUCUGAAGUAUUAGUAGCUGCUGGUGCUGCAAGUGGUACAGUCAAGCUUUGGGAUCUAGAGGAGGCAAAGAUUGUUCGCACACUAACUGGACAUAGAUCCAAUUGCAUAUCUGUUGAUUUCCACCCAUUUGGAGAGUUCUUUGCCUCUGGUUCGCUUGAUACAAAUCUUAAGAUAUGGGAUAUCAGAAAGAAGGGCUGCAUCCACACUUACAAGGGUCACACACGAGGGGUCAAUGCAAUCAGAUUCACCCCAGAUGGUCGCUGGAUUGUAUCUGGUGGGGAAGACAAUACUGUGAAGCUGUGGGACCUUACUGCUGGGAAGCUGCUACAUGAUUUCAAGUGUCAUGAGGGCCAGAUUGAAUGCAUAGAUUUUCAUCCCCAUGAAUUCCUUUUGGCAACAGGUUCUGCUGACCGGACUGUUAAGUUUUGGGACCUUGAAACUUUUGAGCUAAUUGGUUCAUCUUCCCCUGAGACCUCUGGAGUGCGCUGCUUAACCUUUAAUCCUGAUGGGAGGAAUCUUCUAUGUGGCUUGCAUGAACAUCUAAAGGUUUUCUCAUGGGAACCAGUUAGAUGCCACGAUGCUGUGGAUGUUGGAUGGUCUAAAUUGUCAGAUCUUAACGUUCAUGAGGGCAAGCUUCUUGGCUGCUCAUACAACCAAAGUUGUGUUGGCAUUUGGGUUGUAGACAUUUCGCGUAUAGAACCAUAUGCAGUUAAUGACAUGGAUCGAUUGGAUGGUCUUUCCGAAUCGAAGUCCAGUUCAAGUGGAAAUCUUUCAAUUUUAAAUGAGAACACUACAAAGGGUAGUUUGGGAAGGUUGUCUACUUCAGAAAAUUCAGACUCUUUGGUGAAGGAAACGAAAUCUCUUGGAAGGUUGUCAGUUUCUCAGAAUUCAGAUCCUGUUAAGGAGUCAAAAAUUUCUCCAUCCACAGGAAGCAUACCUGGUACACCUCAAAGGAUCAAUCCAAACACUGCUUCAAAGACAAAUCUGGCUAGUUCAACGGCUGUCUCCAAUGCUACAGCCCCAAAGAAGAAUUCCACGAAAGCCCACUCAGCAGUUAAUGUUCCAAUUUUCAACAAGUCAGAUGUUGUACCUGUGAUCGUACCUAGAACUAAUGCGAAAUUUGAGCAGCCAGCUGAAUCUAGAAAAGUAAUUGGGCUUCCUGGUAGAACUAUGCCCUUUUCUUUGCAGUCAAAGACAACUGGUUUUCGAAAGUUUGCAAAUAGCAGAGAUGAGAUGGACCAGCCAACAAUAUCUGCUGCAUCUGAAACCCCAGAUCCUAAGGUAUCUGAUUCAAACAGUGCUGCAGACAAGAAUACCUUUUCUACAGUUAAAACCUUGAUUCAUGGAGUAACAGAGGCAUCAAGGAACAUUAAAGAUGAUAAGUAUAUUAGUUCCGGCAAGCACGAAACAAGUUCAGAGCCGGAUCAGGAUGAAAGUUAUGAUACAAACACUCAUAGAGGGAACAGAAAUGUGGAAAGCCAAAAAGGAAGAACACGGUCAGUUGUCAUAAACUUGCAGAGAAGGCGAAGAUCACCCAACUAUGAGGGACCCACAUCUGGUGUCUCACCAGAGACAGUUUCUGAAGUUAACAUGCUCCCUUCAAACAUGAGAAGACACUCUCCAUUUACCGAAAAAGAGGCAGCAUCUGCUAGUGAUGAGGAUGCUAUUGCAGAUGUAAUGGAAGAACAUGAGCAAUUUGUCAGCUCCAUGCAGUCCCGAUUAAUCAAGUUACAGGUAGUCUAUAGAUAUUGGGAAAGAAAUGAUAUUAAGGGGGCCAUUGCUGCAAUGGAGAAGAUGUCUGAUUAUUCUGUCCUUGCUGAUGUAAUAAGCAUUUUAACUGAGAAAAUUGAUGUCGUCACAUUGGAUAUUUGCGCCUGUCUUCUGCCACUUCUUACUACCCUUCUUGAAAGUAAUGUGGAUAGGCAUUUGAGCAUCUCUUUGGGCAUAUUGCUUAAGCUAGUAAGGAUUUUUGGUUCGAGGAUCUACUCAACAAUAUCAGCAUCCACAUCUGUUGGUGUGGACAUUGAGGCAGAGCAAAGGUUUGAGCGGUGCAAUCUAUGUUUCUUAGAGCUUGAAAAGGUCAAACGCUGUCUACCCACUUUUACCAGAAGAGGCGGGUCAAUUGCGAAGUCUGCCCAGGAAUUGAAUCUAGUUCUUCAAGAAGUGUCCUGAAGAAAAGUAACAAUUAUCUUAUUAAUUUGUUUGGUGUUUUGAGUGAGGAGCAAGUUUGCGCAUUUUAGUAUAUUGCGCUGCCCUUUCAUGCGACAUCCUGGGGUUUCAGCAUUCUGGCUCUCCUUGUAUAUUCACACAAAGUGGAGGCAUUAACGACUACUAGCAUAACUGGAACACUGCAGAAGUUUGGUUCUUCUUGCUGGUGGUUGCUGCAAUGGCUUUGACAUCGUCCUUCUUUGCUCGAACUCAGCUGAGAGGAUCUCUACUCAUUCCAUAUUAAUCGCUAACAGAAGUUGUAGUAUAUAACUUAACCUGUAUCAAACUAAUUAUUUUUUAAUGCAUACACAAUUUGUUAAAUGAUGGAGCCACCUACAAUGGACGAUUGUUCUGUUGAAAGUCUUGAAAUAGGAGCUAGUUUGUUGUGAUUGUUAGAUGCUGCCUGGAAUUGAUACAUUAUCAACUUCUGAGGCAUGAAUACAUUAUUAUUGUUAGGUUAGAAAAUGCUUAACAAGUUGAAAGGGAGGUUCUAUGAUUGAUUUA